GAUUUCUUCCUCUUUGUAAUCUCUCUCUCUCUCUCUCUCUUCCCUCUCUUUUCCCAAACCUCCUCCCACUCUCCUCCAGUCUCAUCUUCCAGUGCAACUUAGCUAAAUUCCCAUUCAAAAAAAACACCCAUAUCAAAAACUAAAGCCCCAGUAGGAAAUCGCGCAAUCUUCUCUUUUGGCCAUAAAUGGAAAUUUCCGGUUGGAUUUUUGGAUGGGGUUCUCACAUAAUGUGACGUUUUUCCCUCUCUUGGUUGCUGCCACCGCUGCCUUUUAUUACUUGUCAGUUUGCUCUGUCUUUUGCUCUGGUUAUUUCCCACACACACACGCACUUGUCGUUAUCUUUUGUCAAGGACCUCAUUGCAAACGCGCUUGCCCUUCAUUUGAGAAUUGGUUCUGGUCUCAUCUACUGAUCGCUCUCAGGCAAAUCCCCUGCAUAUUGAAGUUUGGCUACUAGAGGAGGGGUUUACCCAGUGACGACACAUAAAGCAAAAAGGGGAGAACAAGGAACAAGCUCUCGAAACUUGGGAAGAAACAGCCACCCACAGUUACUCCACCCAUCGGUGUCGCUCGAUCCGGUCCCCCUUUUAUCCCGCACCAUUGUUCCUUCACCGGUACGAGUCCAAGACGCCGCGUACGAUACUCGAACUGUCCUAUUCCUUUGAGUCGGGGCCAUCGCACCUGCGCUCCCAAAUGCCCCGCCCACAAACUAUCCACGAAGCAUCGCUUGGAAGAAGCUCGAGACCGUCUACGCCGUCCGGGCCUCCAAGCCGCCACUCAACUUACGCGUCGGCCCUACGAUCUCGCACGCACAGCUACCGCAAUACUCCUGGAGGGAAUACACCGGAAAUUGGGGAGCAAGGGGAAGCAUGGGACGGAGAUCCUGAUCGGACCCAGUUCAGACACACUGGGGACUUUUCUGCCAUUCCUCCAAGUAGUCACGAUGAUGUUCAUGAAGACUGGGAGGAAGGGCACGAAUCACCAGAGGGACAUGACUCUGGGAAUGGAUCGGGAGGCGAGGGCCAAGAGUCGGAUGGAGAAGCGCGGCGGUUGAGAGACGUUCAAGAGGCUAUCAAUGUAAGUCAUCCGUUCGGUCUCAGAAUAUGGAAGCCGGCCUUGUAUCGGAAAUUCCGUAGUAUCGAUACCAAAACGUACAAUGCACUGCAUGCUACACCUGGCGAAAGACCGACGCGUACACUUUACCUCAAUCCGGGAAAUAUACUGUGGUUGAUCCUUUUUGGCUGGUGGCUCGCUCUCGUGUACUUCCUGGUGGCGACAGUUGUGCUGGGUCCCCUGGCUUUUCUUGGAAAGGUCGGAGCCACGAUAUACUUUUGUGGGAACGAGCGUGAGGAAAUAGAAUGUGGCCUUACGAGCUGUGUUGGAUGGUUCUUCAUUGAGCUGGAAAAUAUCUGGCAGUACUCAAAAGUCUUAAUGAAUCUUUCCGGAUAUAUCCUGUGGCCUUUUGGCAAGUUCAUUGCGAAGCGCCGAGUCUAUCACAUGGUCUUCCAGGAGGAUCAUGAUGGGACGGCAAAUGGCGUAUCAAAUGAGCGGACGGCACUGUUGUCUGAUCACGAUGGACAGCGAUAUUCGGAAGAUACCUAUGUUGUUGGCAUACCCGAUGAUAGCGUUCCCGCAACGCCAGUGCCAGAACCUGCGUCAUCAGCGGAUAGACAAGACUUAAAGGUUGCGGCUUGCUGUGACAAUGAGGCCAACGCAGAAAAUAUGAGCGAAGUUUCCGAAGAAUCUUGGCAUGAAUUUAUGUCGUCGAGUCGCAGGUACAGCUACGCGAACGGACAUCAUCAUCGUUGGCCAAAAUGGGUUCCGCGAUGGAUUAGAAGAGCGUACAAUGCUGGACUGGCAGGAAACUUAUUCCGGCUGCUGCUCCUUAUAACCAUCGCACCUUUGCAGUUCGUCGUGGCUUGCAUGUGCUCCUUUCUCGUCUUUCCACUGCCAAUGGCCAAGCUGAAUUACGUCCUCUUGAAGCAUCUUUUCCGACACCCACUGCAGAUCUCUGCCCACACUCCUGUGUACUCCAAGAGACCCAGCACUCGUCCCUCCAGAAGCGCUAGCCUGGCAUCUCGCGCAUCGGAUAUUUGGCGAAGGUCGAGUCGCAUGUUUGGGCGGCCCACAAGCAUAUUUUCCGAGUCGGCCGAGCCCAUUGCUAUUCCUACCACGUUAGGAACCCCGACGCAGAUGCCAAGUGGUGCUGUGGCUCAAGGUCCCCAGCUGGCUCCCGAAUUCCAAGUGAUUCUGUGCACUUAUAAUGCUCUUGGAUGGGAUUACUACAAGUACACGUAUGACGGGAUCAACAUCAUUGUUAUCAAUUUGAUAGCAGUCGUCAUUUUCGCGCUGGUAGAUUUUUACGUGAUCGGUCCACGCUUUGGUUACACCGGAAUUGCAAGUAACACUGUUAUUUUCGUGGCGUCGCUCAUCAGUUCGAUUCCUUUGGCGUACUUUAUCGGAAUGGCCGUUGCGUCGAUUACGUCUGAAACAGGGUCUUUGGCUGUGGGAGCGGUGAUCAAUGCCACUUUUGGAUCCAUCAUCGAAAUCAUUCUGUACUCGCUCGCACUGGUGGAGGGCAAACAGCGCAUGGUCGAAGGUGCCAUAGUGGGAUCUUUACUGGCUGGCUUGUUGGCCUUACCUGGUGUGUCAAUGUUCUUUGGUGGAUUGAAGAAGAAGGAGCAACGGUUCAACGCAAAAGCUGCUGGUGUGACAGCCACCAUGUUGAUCGUAGCAGUUGUUGGGAUGUUUACGCCUACCUUAUUCCAAGAAGUGUAUGGAACGCAGAAGCUAAAGUGCCUAGAGUGUCCGACAACUGUGGAUCAGCAUUCAAUGACUCCCCUCGGACUCGCGCUAUCUUGUAAACAUUGUCGUCUGAUUAGCCCGCGCCCUUCGGAGGACCCGAUUUACUUGACCAGUACGAGGCCGCUGGCAUGGCUGUGUGCUGCUGCAUUACUUUUGAUGUAUGCAGUCGGACUGCUAUUCACAUUGAGGACCCACUCACGUGUGAUUUAUGACAAACCCGACAAAAAGGUGAAGAGAAGGCGGAGGGCGGCUGCUGUAUCCAGGGCAUUGGACUUGGCAAAGAGCGACCAUCAUCAUGGAAUUCGUGCUAUUGGAGGAUUAGGAAUAACAAAUGAUUAUGGAGCAGAGGCUGCAGAUCGAGAAUUGCGUGAAUCAAGAAACCCGAGAACCUCGGCAGCUGGUAAUAUUGGACAAGGACACGGGAAACGGGUAUCACGAGUUAGCAACGCGGCCUCUAUUCCCCCGAAUGAAUAUCCCUUUCCUAACGUUCCACUAACGAUCGAAACUUCCACCGGUUCCCGACCAGUGAGUCUUACAACCCCCACAACACCCAUCUCGCCGUCCCUCCCGCCCUGCCGCGGAAUUCAAACGACAUCUGGUGUCGUUCAGGUCGUUCACCCCGAUCCUGUUGUUUCAGUGAUCGGUGGGGAUGAUUGGGAUACGGCCUCAACAGGGUCAUCCGAGUCUGAUGAAUCGGAAGCCCACGGACAUGACCAUCCAAACUGGAGUAUUUUUAAAAGCGCUCUGGUUCUACUCGGGUGUACGACAUUGUAUUCGCUUGUGGCGGAAGUUUUGAUCAGCUCCGUGGAUGAGGUUAUUGAAGCGUAUGAUAUUGAUGAGAAGGUUCUCGGUGCAACAUUGUUCUCGAUUGUACCGCUUGUUACAGAAUUUUACAAUGCUAUCGCUUUCGCCAUGAACGGCAACAUUGCGCUCUCCCUUGAGAUCGGCUCCGCCUAUGUUAUGCAAGCCGCCAUGCUCCAGAUCCCAGUCAUGGUUGCCUUCUCCUCGUUGUUCUUUAAGCCUAGUCCAGCUGAUCCCCCCAGUUUACCCACGUCCCCUCUCACUAAGCUUUACGCCUUGUUCUCUACCCCCACGACACCCUCCACCAGUACGAGCAUAGAUGGCUUCACCAUGAUCUUCCCGCGAUGGGACUUGUACGCUGUGCUAUUUGGCACCUUUAUGUUGACAUACGUCUACACGGAGGGUAAGAGCAAUUACUUUAAGGGAAGUAUGUUACUGGUAGCCUAUUUCAUUCUUUUGGCUGGGUAUGUAUUUGAGCCGGGGGACUCGGGUUGGGGAGAGGCAGUAUAGUUGGCAUGUCUGAUUUUGUCAUGAUUUGAGUCAUGGUUGCUUUUUUUUGCGGUAUUUGGACAGGUGGUUCUCAGUUAAUAGGGAUUCGUAGGAUUUAGUUAGGUUGGGGCGGAUAUACCUUUUGUGCAGGUUGGGAUCAUUUUCUGUUGUAAUUGGGGUGUGAUGCCGGAGCCGGCAUAUUGUUGGAAGUUGUAAUAUUUUGACGCAAGGAACCAUUUAAGAUAUGGCCCUUCGAGAUUAUAGAAUUCCAGUUAUUGAAUCGACCGGCGAGACGCGCGG
Messenger RNA from Spizellomyces punctatus DAOM BR117, 4392 nucleotides. Its product is annotated as calcium/proton exchanger. Gene Ontology annotation, molecular function: calcium:proton antiporter activity. The coding region runs from base 691 to 4113 and encodes 1140 amino acids. The record is from RefSeq and is a predicted model, not a curated record. Lineage: Eukaryota; Fungi; Chytridiomycota; Chytridiomycetes; Spizellomycetales; Spizellomycetaceae. Gene Ontology annotation, cellular component: endomembrane system; membrane. Gene Ontology annotation, biological process: calcium ion transmembrane transport; intracellular calcium ion homeostasis. The transcript is spliced from 6 exons.